Messenger RNA from Sinocyclocheilus rhinocerous, 1135 nucleotides. It is a transcript of the gene cysltr1, whose product is annotated as cysteinyl leukotriene receptor 1. Lineage: Eukaryota; Metazoa; Chordata; Actinopteri; Cypriniformes; Cyprinidae. The transcript is spliced from 2 exons. Gene Ontology annotation, molecular function: leukotriene receptor activity. The coding region runs from base 77 to 1135 and encodes 352 amino acids. The record is from RefSeq and is a predicted model, not a curated record. Gene Ontology annotation, cellular component: plasma membrane. Gene Ontology annotation, biological process: G protein-coupled receptor signaling pathway.
AAGGAAGGAAACGUUUCACUUUGCUGUGACUGGACUGCUCGACCGAAGACGCACAGAUAACGACACCAAUGCAAGAAUGGGUCCAUCUAACAUAACAUCUUCAACGGUUAAUAAUACACAAGUGUGCGCCUCAAUCGAUGACUUCCGUAAUCAAGUCUAUUCAACGGUAUAUUCUAUCAUCACCGUCUUAGGGCUGAUGGGCAAUGGCUUCGCAUUGUACGUGCUCCUCCGUACCUACCAUCAGAAAUCAUCCUUCCACAUCUACAUGCUCAACUUGGCCGUGUCAGACCUGCUGUGUGUCAGCACUCUGCCACUACGGGUGCUUUACUAUGUUAACAAAGGGCAGUGGAACCUGGGGGACUUUCUCUGCCGCUUAAGUUCCUACGCGCUGUAUGUGAAUCUCUACUGCAGCGUCUUCUUCAUGAUGGCCAUGAGUUUUACCCGCUUUCUAGCAAUUGUGUUCCCGGUGCAGAACCUGAGGCUAGCCACUGAGAAGAAGGCAUGGAUAGUUUGCGUGUGCAUUUGGGUCUUCAUUUGCACCACCAGUUCACCCUUCCUCCUCUCUGGUCAGCAUACUGAUCCAAAGUCUAACAAAACCAAGUGUUUUGAACCACCAGAAACGUCCAAAAGCCUGGAUAAACUGAUCAUGCUGAAUUACUUUUCCCUGGUGGUGGGUUUUAUUAUUCCCUUCCUGGUCAUCUUGCUGUGCUAUGCUGGUAUCUUGCGCACUCUACUUAGAAACACUAACGGUGUGAACAAGCAGCGUUACACACGUAACAAGGCCAUUCGGAUGAUUGUUGUGGUGAUGCUGGCUUUCUUGGUUAGUUUCAUGCCCUAUCAUAUACAGCGCACACUGCAUCUCCACUUUAAAAACCGUGAAAACGCUAACUGCAAAGAUACUAUCUAUAUGCAGAAGUCUGUGGUCAUCACCCUCUGCCUGGCUGCUGCUAACUCAUGCUUUGACCCAAUGCUCUACUUUUUCUCUGGAGAGAACUUUCGUCAUCGACUAUCCACCUUCCGAAGGGCUUCUGGAAACAUCAUUGGAUCUCACAAAGGCCGCCAUGCUGUCCAAAGCUCCCCGCCUGUGGAGGAGAGUGAAUUGCAAAACUGUAAUGGUUCAAACAAACUUGGGUAG